CCCGGCCAGGCGGGCUCUGGGCGAGGCCACGCCCCUACCACCCGGCCGCGCGCGCCCCUUCCUCCGCGGCCCCAGCGAAGGUGCUGUCGCUUGCUUCCUGUCGCCCCUCAGCGCUGCCGGGCCCGCGGGAGCCGCCCCCCCUCCGAGCAGCGGCUGGAGCCUGGGAGCUGGCGCGGCGCGAUGAACACGGUGCUGUCCCGGGCCAACUCGCUCUUCGCCUUCUCUUUGAGCGUGAUGGCGCUGCUCACCUUCGGUUGUUUCAUCACCACCGUCUUCAAGGAGCGGAGCGUGCCCGUCAGCAUCAUCAUCUCCCGGGUCACGCUAAAAAACUUAGAAGACUUCACCGGACCUAGAGAAAAAAGUGAUCUGGCAAUCGUCUCAUUUGACAUUUAUGCAGAUCUGCAGAAUAUAUUUGACUGGAAUGUGAAACAAUUGUUUGUAUAUUUGUCCGUGGAAUAUUCAACAAAAAACAAUGCUCUAAACCAGGUGGUCCUUUGGGACAAGAUCUUGUUGAGAGGAGAUAACCCAAAGCUGUUCUUAAAAGACAUGAAGUCAAAAUACUUUUUCUUUGAUGAUGGAAAUGGUCUCAAGGCAAACAGGAACAUCACUUUAACUCUCUCCUGGAAUGUUAUACCAAAUGCUGGCAUUCUACCUCUUAUAACAGGAUCAGGACGACUGUCUGUACCUUUUCCAGAUACCUAUGAAACAACAAAAAGCUAUUAAAUUAUAAUACUGAAACCCAAGCAAGAUAUUUUUAUACUUGUAUAUUGUGAAUAAAUUUUAUUGCAGUUUCUUCUCAUAUCCUGUGCAACUUCUCCGUGAAUGGUACUUAGUUUCCUCAGGUCUAAGGAAAAGGAAAUGAAAGUUCAGUGGUUGUGGUUUGUUUUUGUUUUGUUUUGUUUUUGUUUUUUUUUUUAAAUAAGAUAUUGAAGUUGAAACUUAAGGGAAGGAUGAAUUGCAUUGUAAUGGAUUCGGGGGGUAAAAUGAGACUUUUUUUUUUUUUCUUUCCCCUGGUUAUCUGGGUUAUAGAUCUCCAAUUCUUUUAAAUAAACAUUUUUAAACCAAAA
Messenger RNA from Colius striatus (speckled mousebird), 1067 nucleotides. It is a transcript of the gene SPCS3, whose product is annotated as signal peptidase complex subunit 3. The transcript is spliced from 5 exons. Gene Ontology annotation, cellular component: membrane; signal peptidase complex. The record is from RefSeq and is a predicted model, not a curated record. Bases 181 to 723 code for a protein of 180 amino acids. NCBI's taxonomy places the organism in Eukaryota, Metazoa, Chordata, Aves, Coliiformes, Coliidae. Gene Ontology annotation, biological process: protein targeting to ER.